AAAAAAGAAACAAGAAACAAGAAAAAAUCUUUUUUUCUUUCCUCUCUUUACAUGAUGGGAACUCUUGACCUUUAAGUUUAUUUUUUUGACAGUAAGUGUCUAAAGGAACUCGAAACACUUCUUAGCUUCUUCCAUUUGAUUAUCUUUUUUUGCUUUUCUUGUGUGGUCUCUGAAUGAAAAAUAUCUCUGUUUGAUCAAAAGAGCUUAACAAGAAAUGUGUUACAAACUGAUUUUUAACUCUUCAUCUCUCAACUUCUUCAUGAAUCUCUCUGCUUAUCCAUCAAGUGAGAGUAAAUGUAAUUUUUAAGAGCAAGCUAAUAUUGGAUCUGUUAUUGAAGAGAAUAAAGAGAUGAUGAGUUCUUCUUCUCCAACUCAACUUGCAUCUUUAAGAGACAUGGGAAUCUAUGAACCAUUUCAACAAAUUGUCGGUUGGGGGAAUGUUUUCAAAUCCGAUAUCAACGAUCAUAGUCCCAAUACUGCUACUUCUUCCAUAAUUCAGGUGGAUGCUAGAAUUGAUGAUCAAAACAACAUCAAGACGAAUUACGCUUCUUCUUCUCAUAACCAGAUUGAAGCAGAACCUUCUAGUAAUGAUAAUCAAGAUGAUGAUGGCAGGAUUCAUGAUAAGAUGAAACGGCGUUUAGCCCAAAACAGAGAAGCUGCUCGCAAAAGUCGUUUGAGAAAGAAGGCUUAUGUUCAACAGUUAGAAGAAAGCCGGUUAAAAUUAUCGCAAUUAGAGCAAGAACUUGAAAAGGUUAAGCAACAGGGACUAUGUGUACGGAACUCAUCAAAUUCAAGCUAUUUAGGACCAGCUGGGAGUAUUAACACAGGGAUAGCUUCAUUUGAGAUGGAAUAUUCACACUGGCUUGAAGAACAAAUCAGGAGAGUUAGCGAAAUACGAAUAGCGCUACAAUCUCAUAUAAGCGACAUAGAACUCAGGAUGCUAGUUGAGAGUUGCUUGAACCAUUACGCAAAUCUUUUUCGAAUGAAGUCUAAUGCAGCUAAAGCCGAUGUUUUCUACUUGAUAUCGGGCAUGUGGCGAACUUCCACAGAAAGAUUCUUCCAAUGGAUUGGUGGCUUUCGUCCAUCCGAGCUUUUAAACGUUGUGAUGCCUUAUCUUCAACCAUUAACUGAUCAACAAGUCUUGGAAGUGAGAAACCUACAACAAUCAUCACAACAAGCAGAGGAUGCUCUCUCUCAAGGCAUCGAUAAACUUCAACAGAGUUUAGCUGAAAGCAUUGUGGUUGAUGCGGUUAUCGAGUCCACUGAUUACCCUGCUCACAUGGCUGCAGCAAUAGAGAAUCUUCAAGCAUUAGAGGGAUUUGUGACUCAAGCAGAUCAUCUAAGGCAGCAAACGUUGCAACAAAUGGCAAAGAUCUUGACGACAAGACAAUCAGCUAGAGGUUUGCUUGCUUUGGGAGAGUAUCUUCAUAGGCUUCGUGCUCUUAGUUCUCUUUGGGCAGCUCGUCCACGAGAACCAACUUAAAGAAUCAAAACAAGCUUAUAUCUAUCACAAAGCUUGGGAAUGAAUGUUUAAAAAAGGAUAUAUGCCUAUAUGUUAAGUAGAGUGAUUCUCUUUGGUUAGAAGAACUUUAUGGUUCCUUUUUUUUGCUUUUAUGAAGUAUCUCUCCAGAGAAGUUGUAAAUUUGGUUGGAAACUUUGUAAUAUAUUUUAGAUUUGUACACAACAAAACAAAUAAGGCUUCUUCUUGUUUUUAUAUAUA
Molecule: messenger RNA, 1720 nt
Organism: Camelina sativa (false flax)
Lineage: Eukaryota; Viridiplantae; Streptophyta; Magnoliopsida; Brassicales; Brassicaceae
Source: RefSeq, a predicted model, not a curated record